Molecule: messenger RNA, 1522 nt
Organism: Manis javanica (Malayan pangolin)
Lineage: Eukaryota; Metazoa; Chordata; Mammalia; Pholidota; Manidae
Gene: HAGH
Product: hydroxyacylglutathione hydrolase
Biological process (GO): glutathione metabolic process
Cellular component (GO): mitochondrion
Molecular function (GO): hydroxyacylglutathione hydrolase activity
Source: RefSeq, a predicted model, not a curated record
GGUUCCGUCCCUCGGGCUGUGGCGCCGGCCAAGGCGCGGGGGCGGGGCCUGGCGCUGAUUGGCCGGGGCGGGCCCGGGCGCUGAUUGGCCGCGGCUCCCCACAGCACCGCCCGCCCCUCCGCGUCGUCCCCAGCGCCGCCGCCGCGUCAUGGUUCUCGGUCGCGGGCUGCUCGGCCGCCGGAGCCUCGCCGCCCUGGGAGCCUGCGCCCGCCGCGGCCCGGGUAGGUGGGAGGCGCGCCCACGGGAAAGGCCGUCGGGCUGGCCGCGCUCAGAGGGUGUCCGGCGGCGGCGGGCGGCGUGGACGCUGCCCUCGGCGCGGCCCCUGCUGGGAAUCCUCCUUUAUCACAUGGCUUUAAGGAAGAGCCUGACUGUGGAGCAGGGCACUAUGAAGGUUGAGUUACUGCCUGCCCUGACCGACAACUACAUGUACCUGGUCAUCGAUGGUGAUACCAAGGAGGCUGCCAUUGUGGACCCUGUGCAGCCCCAGAAGGUGUUAGAAGCGGUGAGGAAGCGCGGCGUGAAGCUGAGCACAGCGCUCACCACCCACCACCACUGGGACCACGCUGGUGGGAACGAGAAGCUGGUCAAGCUGGAGCCUGGGCUGAAGGUGUAUGGGGGUGAUGACCGGAUCGGGGCGCUGACUCACAGGGUCACCCACCUGUCCACACUGCAGGUGGGGUCUCUUCACGUCAAGUGCCUGUGGACACCGUGCCACACUUCUGGACACAUCUGCUACUUGGUGAGCAAGCCCAACAGUUCUGAGCCCCCUGCCGUGUUCACAGGCGACACCCUGUUUGUGGCUGGCUGUGGGAAGUUCUACGAGGGGACGGCAGAUGAGAUGUACAAAGCCCUUCUUGAGGUCCUGGGCCGGCUCCCUCCAGACACAAGAGUGUACUGUGGGCACGAGUACACCAUCAACAACCUCAAGUUUGCAAGGCACGUGGAGCCGGACAACACCGCUGUGCGGGAGAAGCUGGCCUGGGCCAAGGAGAAGUACAGCCUCGGGGAGCCCACGGUGCCAUCCACCAUUGGGGAGGAGCUCACCUACAACCCAUUCAUGAGAGUGAGGAUGGCUCGGCUAGUGCGUCUUCCCCGUUUAGGAACCACCACAUGGCCGUUGCGGCCUCGUAUUUUUAAGAAUGUCCCUGCUCCUCGUCUCCUCCCCGGCGCCCCGGGCAGGUGGUGUGCCUGCUGGGUGUGGCCUGCAGCCUGGCUCGGCUUCCGCAGGGAGAAGACGGUGCAGCGGCACGCGGGCGAGACGGACCCCGUGGCCACAAUGCGGGCCAUCCGCAAGGAGAAGGACCAGUUCCGGGUGCCCCGGGACUGAGGUGCCCUCGGCAGCCACCCCCCUUCACACGUGCUUGGGUGUCCGGAUGGCCUUGUGGAUUUCCUGCCGGCUGUGUAGGAAAUUCAGUCCGGGGUUGAUUUUCACUUAAUUCCAGCACCCUUGUGUGCUUGUUUUAUCAACUGUUCUAAUGCAUAUUUAUAAGAGAAGAAGGUCAUGAAGUGUUUAUUCCCGGAA